AUGCACACCCUCAGCGCCACCGCCUCAUCAUCCUUGUCUCUCCCCGCGGAGAACUACAUCUACACCAUCACCGCCGCAUCGCCAGGAUCAUCCUUCGCGGCCAUUUCUUCGGAUGACUCGCUGCGCGUGUUCGAUGCAGCAAAUAUCCAGCGUGUCUCUGUUGUUGCAACAAAAACUCAUGUUGAUGGGGUGACUGCGUUGGAGCCGUAUGACCAGGGCCAGGGUCAGCAGUUGUUGGUUACGGGUGGGAGAGAUGGGAAGGCGAAGGUAUGGGAUUUGAGAAGUGGGAAGGGGAAUGCGGUUGUUGAGAUGGACACUGACAAACCUGUGUUGUCGGUGGCGUGCAACGCUGACAUUAAUACCGUCGUUGCUGGAACGGAGUUGGCUUCUCACCAGGCGGUUGUAGCGUUCUGGGAUAUCAGAUCACCGAAUGCCCUUCGACUUCAAUAUGUCGAGAGCCACAAUGACGACGUCACUGAGCUCCAAUUUCACCCAACCCGAAGCAACCUCUUCCUCUCCGGAAGCACAGACGGUCUCGUCAACGUCUACGACACAACCAUCGCAGACGAAGACGACGCUCUCGUCCAAGUGAUCAACCACGGCUCCGUCCACCAUGCCGGAUUCCUCAACGAGAAGGCCAUAUACGCCUUGAGCCACGAUGAGGUCUUCUCCGUUCACCCCGCUACGAACCCGGAUGAGCAGGCCCAGGAUCCGGAACCUGUGCAGUUUGGGGACGUCAGAGAGCCUCUAGGCUGCGAGUAUGUUGCGCAACUGUGUAUGGGUAGUCAGGGACAGCCGCAUCUUGCGGUUGGGAAUAAGGCUGAAAACCGCCUCGAUCUCAUCCCCCUCAGCUCUGAUCCAUGGCAUUUCGACCAGAACAACCUCUGGCGUCUCCCAGGUGCACAUAGCGAGGAGGUUGUCCGCUCCGUCUAUCUGGACGAACAGACACAAACCGUCUUCACAGGCGGCGAAGACGGCCUCGUGCGCGCUUGGAAGCCCACUGAUGGCCAGGGAGUGCAGAGUUCUGGAUCCUCUCUUAAAACAUCACGACCAAAGGAGAAGGGUAAGACGAAGGAGAGGUUUAAGCCGUAUUAG
Molecule: messenger RNA, 1095 nt
Organism: Aspergillus chevalieri
Lineage: Eukaryota; Fungi; Ascomycota; Eurotiomycetes; Eurotiales; Aspergillaceae
Product: WD repeat protein
Exons: 6
Coding region: 1-1095 (364 amino acids)
Molecular function (GO): protein binding
Source: RefSeq, a predicted model, not a curated record